Effrenium voratum is the source of this 1524-nucleotide messenger RNA. NCBI's taxonomy places the organism in Eukaryota, Dinophyceae, Suessiales, Symbiodiniaceae. The record is from the annotation of a GenBank genome assembly.
GCAUCAGUGAAUUUCAUAGCUCACAAUGUAGAGGCCGUGCCUGACAUGAUGGGCAAUGAGCCAUGCCAGCCGCAGCUCAAGAGAGUGGGAUGAGAUCGGUUCCACGCACAGCCAGAUUCCACAAGGCUCCCCCUUGUGGCAUGCUGGCCCGACGGCGCACCUGGCAACAAACGUGGAACUCGUCCAUGAGCCAGGACAGCUGCAAGUCCUUUUGAAGCAGGACGUCACCAGCCCGGCCCAAGAUCUUGACUGGACAAGUUGUGCAGAGCUCAAGAUCCAAGCUGCUUUCGAUUUUAUCUACCACCUUCCUCCUGUCAUUCAGCCUGGGACACUGGUGAAGCAGAAGUCAACAGAGCCUGAAGCCGAAGAUGCGCUGAGAAAAGGCAGCUCCCCCGAGCUAGACUCACGUGUGCCCAGUCCCCCCCCGGUCUCCUCUCCUUCGAGGGGUCCCCGAAGACGAGCUGGCGUGAUGGGAAAGCCUCAAAACGACGAGCGGAGAACUGCGGAGUUGUACUUCGCAGAAGCCAAUCGCUUGCGCAGCUCCUUGACUGCGGCGGUGGUCAGAGACAUCUGCCGGCAGAUUUACGAUGCCGCGAUUGUGGAGAUUCCGCCCUGGAAUCUUCGCAUCAGCAGUGUUGAAGCCGCCUUGCUGGCCUGGGAUUUGACCUCAAGAAUCCAUGGAUCCUGGCGAGUGGCGCUGACGAUGGUGACCCAGCGUGAAGGAAGGCGGUAUAGCUUCGUUUUCGUCGUCGUUGUCAUCGGCGACCAUUUGGCCUUGCUGGGCAAGUACAUGCUGAAGGACAUAUCUUUCCUUCCGCUGCGGAGGCAGAAGUUCUCUGACGUGGUGGAGCAGAUGGGCAGCAUGCUUUGCUUGCGAGGUCAUGACCUCCUCACUUUGUACUUGGGUAUGCCAACGGAGGCAUCGAUUCCAGAUGACUCUCCCACCUUCUGGAGACUUCUGAAGCUCAGCUGCAGGCGCCAGGAGUGGCACAGCGUGCUCGCCACCUGCGACUUCUACCUGGCGAAGAGGCGGGAGGUGCAAGACGUGGUGUCCGAGGAAGGCUUUGCGCAUGCUGACCCAGAGCAAGAAGGAGGCCUGGGAAGUGUGACAAAGCUGCCAAGAGGUCUUGGCUUUUGGAGCAACUCGCGCGGGGAGCUGCGUUUGAAGGCCACUCCUCCGUUGCUAGUGCGCCGGCGGGUGAAGCGAGCAAAGUCUCAGGCGACCCCCCACAGCCGGCCUGCUCGUUGUGGUGGCAUGACAUCCAUGGACAAAGGGGCCGUUUCCAACUUGUCCUUCAGGAUGGGUCAGAUGGAGCAGAAGCACAGGCACGAGCAGGAAGUGUGGCACCAUCUAUCUUUCCCUGGCAAGUAUGCUGCCGAAUCGAUUGCUGCUGUGGAAUGGCCUCCGGUACAGGAGUCUGAAUGCUCUUCUGUGUCAUCAGCUUCACUUGAUGAAUAUGCGGAGGAUUUCUAUAUUGAUCGACAUCAAUUACAAACAAUUUUCCGAACCAACUAAAACAUACC